Molecule: messenger RNA, 5423 nt
Organism: Mugil cephalus (flathead mullet)
Lineage: Eukaryota; Metazoa; Chordata; Actinopteri; Mugiliformes; Mugilidae
Gene: smpdl3a
Product: sphingomyelin phosphodiesterase acid like 3A
Exons: 8
Coding region: 68-1495 (475 amino acids)
Biological process (GO): sphingomyelin catabolic process
Molecular function (GO): sphingomyelin phosphodiesterase activity
Source: RefSeq, a predicted model, not a curated record
GGUAGUCGCUCUACUUCCUGUUUACUUCUGAGAAGAAGUGACCCACUGCGGGAAGUCGCUUUAUUUUAUGUUUAUAGGCUAUGUGACACACCGUGCUGUCUGCUUUAACGCUGUCAACAUGGAGCAGCUCCUGUGUCUCCUGUUCUUGUUGUUCGUUGCUCCACUUUCAGCAGCACCGACUGGAAGCAGCAGCUACCUGCCGGGGACAGGUGAGCCCAAAACCCGGAACUUAACUGCUCAAGAGAUCAAACAUGACCCCCUACCAGGCCGGUUCUGGCACAUCACCGACCUCCACCUGGAUCCCUCCUACCACUUGGCCCCGGACCCCACCAAGGUGUGCUUCUCCUCCAAAGGAGCCCCCGCCACCAAGGCCGGCCUGUUCGGGGACUUCCUGUGUGACUCUCCCUACCGCCUCAUCCAGUCGGCCUUCGCUCACAUGGCGCCGCUCACACAGGAGCAGGACUUCAUCGUCUGGACCGGCGACAGCCCGCCUCACGUCCCUCCAGACGAGCUCUCUACGGACUUGGUGAUCCGGGUGAUUGCUAACAUGACCCAGACCAUCAGACAGCACUUCCCCAACCUGACAGUCUAUCCUGCACUGGGGAACCAUGACUACUGGCCGCAGGACCAGAUGCCAGACUCCGCUAAUGCCAUCUACUCAGCUGUUGCCCAACUGUGGAAACCCUGGUUACAGUCUGACGCUCUGCUCACACUCUCACAAGGUGGCUUCUACUCCCAAGUGGUCAAGCCUGGUUUGCGGCUGAUUAGUCUCAACACUAUCCUCUAUUACGGUCCAAAUAAAGUCACGACCAACAUGACGGACCCUGCUGGACAGUUUGAGUGGUUGGAGAAGACUCUGGAGAAAGCUGCCCAGAGAUCGGAAAAGGUGUACAUCAUAGCCCACGUACCAGUGGGGUAUUUACCCUUUGUCAGAAACAUUACUGCUAUAAGAGAGAGCCACAACGAGAGGCUGGUCUCCAUCUUCAGGAAGUACAGUCAUGUCAUCGCGGGCCACUUCUAUGGCCACACCCAUCGAGAUAGCAUCAUGGUGCUGCUGGAUCAACAAGGUAAACCAGUGAAUUCUCUUUUCGUGUCACCGGCUGUUACACCAAUCAAAAAUGUUCUGGAGCCCUUCUCUAACAACCCUGGUUUCCGCAUGUACCUGUACAGCUCCAAGGACUACGCUCUGUUGGAUAUCUGGCAGUACUAUUUGAAUCUGACGGAAGCCAAUGAGAAACAAAGAUCUGACUGGAGGCUUGAAUAUAUCAUGACUGAGGCUUUUGGACUGACUGACCUGCAGCCUCAACGCCUUCUUGAGCUGGGCCUGAGCUUCAGGCUGCCGCAGACCAAAGCCUUUGACCGAUAUUUCAGUCACUUCAUGGUCAGCUACAACAACAGUAUCAUCUGUGACGGAGACUGUAAGGUCAGCCAGGUGUGUGCGGUGCUCUACCUGGACCAGCUGUCCUACUCCAAAUGUGCUAAGGGAAAAUGGUAGAAUGAGCAGGGAUCAAAACUACGGGAUUUGUCUCCGAUGUAUUUUUUACUUUGCUUGAAUCAGAAAAGGGAAGAUGAUGCACUUUGUUUCUGUUGUUUCUGCAGCUCGCAAAUAUUAAGGCAAUAAUGUUUCUAUUAUGAAAGGGACCCUCAAACAUUAAAUCUUCUCCCUGGUUUUUAGGUUGAAGAGUAGGGCUGGGUUUUAAAAAACAAAUCAAUCUUAAUUUGAGAGAUCCGUUAUUGAUUUUUCUUUUUUUUUUUAAGUGUAAUCUAAUUUCCUGGAUCCUGUCAUGAGAAACUUUGCUGCGGUCUAAGCAACAAGCUUAAUCCAGGUUGAGUUCCAAACAUGAUAGAAGCUCCAACUUCUGAGAUCAAAGCUACAUGAAAGAUGCACCUUGAUUAGUUUUGUGAAACUCUCUUUCAUAACUAGGUAAAAUUAUUUUGAAAACUGAAAUAUCUGAAUUGAUAGCCAUGUGAUAGACUAGAGACCUCUCCAGGGUGUACCCCACCUCUCAGCUGGGGAUAGGCUUCAGACCCCCCUGUAACCCUCCAGGGGACAAGCAGUUACAAAAAAUAAAUAAAAGAAUGGACAAUGAAUGUCUGAUAUCAAAUUCAAUUAAACUACGAUCUGGAAUCAAAUUGACUCGGAAAGCCACUAGCAGUACAUAGUAAAUUCUACCCAAGUUAAGCAAUAAAAUUAUGUAUUCCUCAGGGACUAGUUUGAAUUGUUAUAUAUUUGCUAUAUGAUCACAAAACCUCCGCUGCUUUUGAAAUAUUUAUCAAAAAAAGAAAAUUAUUUCAUCUUUAAUCUGUGUCCCAAUAAUUUGCAAACUCAUUCAGAUGCUGCCACAAAGACAAGCGCCAGUAAAUUGAUAUUUUACAAAUAAAACCCUGAGAAAAAUGCGCAUAUUGUUGAUGCCAAGAUGCACUUGCUUGCCUUUCAUUGUCUCAAAUCCUCUAGUGACUCCUCAGCUUCUCUGUCUGUUUUAAGGACAUACUUAAAUGUAUGAGGGAAACCACUGAUGGUGGCUUUUGGUUACACACACAAUGUAAAUGUUCAUGCUGAACUGAUGCAAGUGAAAUAUGCUCUGCAGACUGAGUUGUAGCUCAGUCUAUCAUAAAAAUGAAUCCUCUUCUCCCAUACACUUACAGAUUAGGAGUCUAAACACUGCCAAAGCUGAUUAAUCGUCAAUAAUUCUCUAAUGAGAUUUGACAUGUACGACUGCUGCUACUCAUCCGUCCAUCACUGCUUAAAGCCCUGCCCCAAAAUGACCUAAUUGGCCUGGCAGAUCUUUGCUGAGGCAUAAUCAGUUCCCAACAGAGAGACUCCUGACUAAGUUCAUGCUAGGCUGUUUUCUAGGCUCAUGGUAUUAUUGUUAUUCCAACAGUAUACUUGCACAGUCAACUGUACCAGAAAUAAAUUUAAAAUGUGCAAAAUGUGAAUGAACUUCAUUGACAAGCUGCUAAAUAAACUGGACCACAUGUUACACAUCACACAAAAACUGUCAAUUUGAAGCUUCUUGUUUAUUUUUCUAUUAAAAAUCUGAAUUAAAAAAAAAAAAAAAAAAACAUGCUGAGACCACAUUUAACUUUUUCCUGAGCUGCUUUAUUAAGAGAUGUUGUUCUUCAUUGAAACCUAACUGCAGGUCUGUCACAGUAAAACGUUUUUUCAGCCUCUAACCUCAAAUGACCUCAUUUCAAUUUCACCUCCCACCCAACACCUCCUGAUCUCAUUCUUCUCCUGUUCAAACUUUCCCGAAACUCCUCUCGUUUCUCAGCCACCAUGUCAAGCAUUUGCCCCUCUCCUCUCCCUCUACCCUCCCAGCUCUUUUGUCCAUUCGCCUCCCACCCCCCAAAUGUUGAUUGCACCUCUCUCAAAGCUUCUCUAGCAGCUUUUCUUCCUCUAAGGUAAUAAUGCAUCACAUCACAAAAAGCCCGACUACAACAGAGAACCACCUCCCCCGAAAGAUAGAUUUGAAAUAAACCAGACUUUUUUAGAUCUAUUUCAGUGCAACUUAUGAAGUUAAGACACGUUUCCACAAAAGUCUAAACUUCUAGAUAUUGAGAUCCUAACCACAGAAAAAACACAGCCCCAUUUUUAAAGAUCUAAACAUAUUUAAACUCUUCACAGUCAGAUUCUUGAAAUAUAUUUUAUAUCUGGAGUUUAGAAAAUGUCUUUGGGUCGUGAAUCUGUACUUUGUGUGUUUUCUAAACUCUUUUGCCUCAUGUGCCCCCUGUUUGCCAUUAUUAUUCCCUCCCUCUCUCUACUCGUUGCCUGACAGAACGUAACCGUGGAGACGGAGUCGGUGGCGAUGGAGUCCUCUCCAUUGCCACGGUAACUAGAGUUGAAUCCAUGUCUUAGGUCACCGUUAUUGGCAAUUAUUUAACCACUGACCAGCCAGUUAGAUGAGGCAGAUUUGUGGCCUGUUGUGUUUGUGAAGCAGUGGAUCUCUUAACAUUCAUUUAUUUCAACGUUCGCAAGGCUGCAAUCAAAUGUAUAGAAAAUAUAGUUGUUAAAAACAUUUCAAGCUAGCACAGUUCAGUUAAAAUUCCAAGCCAUACUUGCGUGAUCCCCUGUCUUUUCCUCUAACGCCAUCAUGAGGUUAACAGUUGUCAUAAAAAAUUUAUUUAAACCUAUCAUUUUACCACCAGGAUUAAAUGUACAAUCUACAAUCUCUUGUUGUGCAAUAAUUUCAUAAACUUUCACAAAGCUGCAGUAGUAAACAAUUCACCAUCAGCUUCAUCAUGUAAGCCAUGUGCUAUGUGCCUUAUUUGUCCAUACUUGAGUUGUUGUACUUAUAUUUUAUAUCAUGUCUUCCUUGUUGUGACUUUCACCAUGGGUGUGCAGGUUAUUUAUGUAAUUUCGACUUGACUUGGCCAGAAAAAAAUACAAUAAAUAUAAUAUGUAGAUAAGAGUGUGUUACAAAGAACACAAAUCAUGAAUGUAUUCGCUGAAAUAGGCACUAAUUUCCAUCCAAAAAAAUGUCACAGAACUAAAAGUGAAGGAGAGUGCGAUCCAGUAGCUGAAUACCUUUAGAAACUCAAUCAUUGGCUGGCUGGCUGGCUGGUUGGCUGGUCAACUGUCUGUCCUCUUGAAUGAUGUCUGACUGGCUGGCUCUCUGCUUGGCUGACUGACCCAUAUGUUCAAGUUUGCAUACGUUUGUGCUUUUGUUCCACUUGGCCGGCUGUCUGACUGUUGGCCGACUGUUGGCUGACUGGUGGAGGCCCACGACCAGUUAAUCUGAGGAUUACUGUCAGGACAGUAUAGCCAUCCAACUGCCCUCUCCUGGGGUGCAGGAAUCUGUGUGUGUGUGUGUGUAUGUGUGUUCUUGUACUUGCUGGGUACUGAGGGCCGGUGUGAGUUUUUAACCAACAAAAUGAAGUCUUUCUUGGGAAGUGGGGACAUUUUGGCUAGUCCACACUUCUAUACAAGGCUUUUUGAAAGUUAAGACUCUUUUUUUAUUGUAAAUGUUCCAAUUUUGGUUAGGGUUAGGGUUAGGGUUAGGGUUAGGGUUAGGCACCUAGUUGAGAUGGUUAUGGUAAGGGACUAGGAAAUGCAUUAUGCCAAUAAGUAUCUUGUUUUAAUUAUUUUUGAAGGCCUAAACUCUUGCUUAAUACUUGUGGGGUCAUUUAUCUGGACCUUUUUUUGGCUCAAACCUAUUCAAAUUUAGUUUUAGGGUUAAACUUGACAUCAUGCCUGGGGUUAGACAGGUACUUCAGAUAAUCAGGGUCAGGAUAAUAGCCUAGGAAAUGCCUCUUUUCAGUGACAGAAAUCUGAGUUUGAGUGUAUUUUCAUUUCACCUAGCUGCUUUUUACAUCUUCAGGAUUGUAAACACUACAAAUUUAGCUCUCAGCUGUUGUUUUUUAAGGUUGAUACUGCCAAUUGUGGUUAAAUUAAGUCUUAAUAAAAAAAAUAAUUAAACACAGUC